Messenger RNA from Pseudovirgaria hyperparasitica, 897 nucleotides. Its product is annotated as SelR-domain-containing protein. Gene Ontology annotation, molecular function: peptide-methionine (R)-S-oxide reductase activity. Bases 125 to 736 code for a protein of 203 amino acids. Gene Ontology annotation, biological process: response to oxidative stress; protein repair. NCBI's taxonomy places the organism in Eukaryota, Fungi, Ascomycota, Dothideomycetes, Acrospermales, Acrospermaceae. The record is from RefSeq and is a predicted model, not a curated record. The transcript has 2 exons.
GUGUUGAUAGCGUCAUCGUCAUUAUUCACUUGUGGUUGUUUGACAAAUCGUGCCACCAUCUCGUCGCCGCCACAAUCAACACAUAACCCCAUCACGCUUCUCCGACAAGUCUUCAUCCAUCUUCAUGCGAUUCUUCUCUUCUUUCGUCCAAGGCUUCACAUUCUUCAACGCUACCAGUCGCAUCUUCCGCAGCCCGCAGUACCUUGAGCGAGCACUUCCAGCAACAAGACUUACGCCACUGCGGUCCAUGUCCGGCAUCCCUUUCCUCGGCAGUCUCUUCAGUAGCAGCUCUUCGCGCAAAAACAUGUCCUAUCCACUCCAGAAGACCGACGACGAGUGGCGCGCCGUGCUGAGUCCAGAACAGUUCCGGGUGCUGCGCAAACAAGGCACUGAAGCCCCGUUCACUGGCAAAUACGAUAAGCAUCAGCCCACCAGCGGUGCGUACACAUGUGCGGGUUGUAAUGCAGAGCUAUACAAGGCCAGUCACAAGUUCAAGUCCGGCUGUGGAUGGCCUGCCUUCUUCGACGCCGUUCCAGGCGCGGUGACAAGACACACUGAUCGGACGCUGGGUAUGGAGAGGACAGAGAUCGUAUGCUCGAACUGCGGUGGACAUCUUGGACAUGUGUUCAAGGGCGAGGGAUACGCGACGCCGACGGAUGAGAGGCACUGCGUAAACAGUGUCAGCAUCAACUUUGGCGACGAGAAGAAGGAGGCGAACGGCGAGUCGAAGGUCUAGACAGAGGCAUUCAGGGGGAACAGCCCAUCACGGCGUGUCUAAAUCAUAUCGAGUCAAAAGCCCGUUUACAUAUAGAACAAGAAGGAGAGGCAGACGUUGGAGAGAAUAUUGUAAUUGGCAAUGAGAACGAGAAAUGCAAAUGCGAUUCUUGAAUUUACCAA